Striga hermonthica is the source of this 540-nucleotide messenger RNA. The record is from the annotation of a GenBank genome assembly. Lineage: Eukaryota; Viridiplantae; Streptophyta; Magnoliopsida; Lamiales; Orobanchaceae.
AUGUUCGUCCUUUCUAUGGACAUUGCUGCUCUGGACAUCAAGUAUUUUUCCCAAGAUAAACGACGCAACCAACCCCAAAUCAAGUUGACCGUCUUGAAGGAGGCGGACGUGGAGAGAAUGAUGAAGGAUAGUUCCUUCGAUCUGGGUGACUUUCACAGGCCGUAUUUGUCUGCGAGCCGCGAGGUUUCGGCCGCUCAGAAGAACCCUAAUUCUCUGGACGAAGACGAUAUUUUCCUCUUGAAGAACUUUUCUUGUUUUAUCCCUUCUCUGUUACCUCAUUUUCAGGCAAAUUUUAGAUAUUAUAGUGUGUCAAUGAUUAUGUAUGUUUCUUUGUUUGUAGUUGAGGAGUGUAACAUGGGCAUUGCUUGUUUGUAUUCAGCCGUAGACCCUCUGCGGAAAAGGCUUGGAUCUGGACAGGUUGAAGAGUUGAUUGAGGAACCUGAAGAUGACCUCAAGCUCAUUAGAAACAUGAAUUGUUGGAGCCCCGCAGGAGAUAGUGGGUUUGUUGGACGAGUUCCAACGAGAAGGAAACCGAAUUAG